Messenger RNA from Neurospora hispaniola, 321 nucleotides. RefSeq lists its product as uncharacterized. The transcript is spliced from 3 exons. The coding region runs from base 1 to 321 and encodes 106 amino acids. NCBI's taxonomy places the organism in Eukaryota, Fungi, Ascomycota, Sordariomycetes, Sordariales, Sordariaceae. The record is from RefSeq and is a predicted model, not a curated record.
AUGGCCGAUGGGUUUGCGCAAAUCUUCCCAUCAGCAAAGCCACCCGGCAGUCACCAUCAUUUCCCGAACACUCAGCUUUGGAAACAGGAAGCGUGCAAGGCUAAUGACCCGGAGCUGGCGAUGCCGUCGCCUUACAGUGGCUUUGGCUGUGUGCCCAGCCGCAACGCCCAACAGCACGAGUUCCGUCUUUACGUCGUCCUGCAGGAGGGCUGUGCUGCGCCGCGACAGGCUUUGAAAAGGUUUGGACCCACGGCGUUACGGGCGGGCGGGCAGGCAGGCCGCGGCCGUCGACAACCGACUCUACGGCGUACGGAGAGGUAG